AUGUUUCCAGGACAAGGCUACAACCAAGGCCCUCCUCCUCCCCAGGGCUAUUAUCCCCCGCCGCAACAACCGCAGUACCACCAAUCGCCUCCUCCGCCAAACUACGGCAACUAUCCUCCGCCCCAGCAGCAGUACGGCCAGCCGCAGUAUGGGCAGCCGCAGUAUGGCCAACAGCAGCAGUACGGCCAGCAAGGUUACAACGGCGGCAGAGCACAGGGAGGAGGCUUCGUGCCCCAGGGAACGCAGCGAUUUGGACAUGGUGCACCAGACAACUACACAUUCCAGUUCAGUCAGUGUACCGGACGGCGCAAGGCCCUUCUCAUCGGCAUCAACUACUUUGGGUCGCAGAACGAGCUGAAGGGAUGCAUCAACGACGUCCACAACGUCUCCAACUUUCUGAUGCAGAACUACAACUAUAAGCGUGAGGACAUGGUCAUCCUGACCGACGACGCAUCGAACCCGGUCUUGCAGCCGACUAAGGACAACAUCAUACGAGCCAUGGGAUGGCUGGUCAAGGAUGCUCGGCCCAACGACGCGCUGUUCCUGCACUACUCUGGACACGGCGGCCAGACGAAGGACCUCGACGGCGACGAAGACGAUGGCUACGACGAGGUCAUCUACCCCGUCGAUUUCAAGCAGCGCGGCCACAUUGUCGACGACCAGAUCCACGCGAUAUGCGUUGCUCCGCUCCAACCAGGUGUCCGCCUGACGUGCAUCUUCGACUCGUGCCACUCCGGAUCGGUCGUCGAUCUCCCCUACAUCUACUCCACAAAGGGCGCGCUGAAAGAGCCGAACCUCGCCAAGGAGGCCGGCCAGGGCCUCCUGAGCGCCGCCAUGUCCUACGCGAGGGGUGACAUGGGAGGCGUGGUUGGCAGCCUGGGCAAGCUGUUCAAGUCGGCCAUGAACGGGGACAAGGCCUACGAGAAGACGAUGCGGACCAAGACCAGCCCUGCAGACGUCAUCUCGUGGAGCGGCAGCAGGGACGAUCAGACGAGUGCUGAUGCAACCAUCGCCUCGCAGGCUACUGGUGCCAUGUCUUGGGCCUUCAUCUCGGCUAUCAAGCAGAACCCCAAUCAGACGUACCUGCAGCUGCUUAACAGCAUCCGGGAGGUGCUCCAGAGCAAGUACACGCAGAAGCCCCAGCUGAGCUGCAGCCACCCCUUGGAUGUCCAAAACGUCAAGUUCAUCAUGUGAGCCUCCUAGCAAAAUAUUCGAUGAUGAUAGCAAGAUAGGAACAGGUGUAUGGAGAUACUGCGCGCCUUCGCAGAGUCACGGCCCUACUGGGCUAUCAGGUUCAGGCAAGGCGGGUACAGGGCUAGGCCUUCUGAAGAUUCAUUUGCAUGAGAUAAUGAUUGUAGUAUUAAAGAGACGUCUCUAUCUGACAAUGUUUGGCGUCCC
Messenger RNA from Cryphonectria parasitica EP155, 1398 nucleotides. RefSeq lists its product as uncharacterized. Gene Ontology annotation, molecular function: cysteine-type endopeptidase activity. The coding region runs from base 1 to 1194 and encodes 397 amino acids. The transcript has 4 exons. The record is from RefSeq and is a predicted model, not a curated record. Lineage: Eukaryota; Fungi; Ascomycota; Sordariomycetes; Diaporthales; Cryphonectriaceae. Gene Ontology annotation, biological process: proteolysis.